Messenger RNA from Magnolia sinica, 843 nucleotides. Its product is annotated as BON1-associated protein 2-like. The record is from RefSeq and is a predicted model, not a curated record. The transcript has a single exon. Gene Ontology annotation, biological process: defense response. Lineage: Eukaryota; Viridiplantae; Streptophyta; Magnoliopsida; Magnoliales; Magnoliaceae. The coding region runs from base 28 to 519 and encodes 163 amino acids.
UAUUCUUCUCAACACACACAAGGAAACAUGGAGAAAUCUCGCUCACUUGAUAUCACAGCCAUCUCUGCUGAGGGCCUACGAAUUGGCAGCCGUUCCAUCAAGAAGAACGUCUUCAUGACCGUCCGAACCGACUCCCAGAACUACCAAUCCACCAACGUCGAUCACAAUAGUGGGAGCUACCCUACGUGGAACGAGAAGCUCCAGCUGCCAUUGCCACCUAAUGCUCGAUCAAUCGCCGUCGAGGUACUUUGCAAGACGGUGACCGGAUUGAAGACAGUCGGGAGCGUGAAUAUUCCCAUAUCGGAUAUCACAGAAGACUACUUGCCCGCUUCUCGGCUUCACUUCCUUAGUUACCGUUUGAGAGAUCCAGAUGGACAGCCAAACGGGAUCGUCAAUUUGAAAAUUAGGAUGGUGGGCCCGGAUUACGUCCACCAGCGAACGCCACCGUUGUUAGCGAGGCAGAAGUGUUCUGAUGGGAUUGCAAUUGGGAUUCCUGUGCCUUACGGUUACAGAGUUUAGUAACUACAAUUUGGUUGCAGGAGAGAAAUCAUUUGAUCUAGUUCAGAUCUUCCUUUCCUCUUCUUUUAGGUCCUGUGAUCAUCUUUGAUGGACCAUGGUGCGAAAAUUGCACCUAGAUGAGGGUUGGUAAUGGACAAAAUAGAGAGAGCCCAAAAAUCCACGGUUGGGAUUAAGCAAUUUUUGUAUCAGAGUCCAUUAUGUUGGGGCCUUGUUUUAUGUACUUCCCAAAAAUUGUAACAAAAUAUUUGUAACCUCAAUUAAGAUCGUUUAUUCAAUCAGCAAAUCCAUUUUCCAUCAAUCCAAUCUAAAAUAGUGAUUCACUCA